AUGCGGCAGCUGUGCCGCCGGGGCCGCGUGCUGGGCAUCGCGGUGGCCAUCGCGCACGGGGUCUUCUCCGGCUCCCUCAACAUCCUGCUUAAGUUCCUCAUCAGCCGCUACCAGUUCUCCUUCUUGACCCUGGUGCAGUGCCUGACCAGCUCCACCGCGGCGCUGAGCCUGGAGCUGCUGCGGCGCCUGGGGUUCAUCGCGGUGCCCCCCUUCGGCCUGAACCUGGCUCGCUCCUUCGCGGGGGUCGCCGUGCUCUCCACGCUGCAGUCCAGCCUCACGCUUUGGUCCCUGCGCGGCCUCAGCCUACCCAUGUACGUGGUCUUCAAGCGUUGCCUGCCCCUGGUCACCAUGCUCAUCGGCGUCCUGGUGCUCAAGAACGGAGCGCCCUCGCCGGGGGUGCUCGCGGCCGUGCUCAUCACCACCUGCGGCGCAGCUCUGGCAGGAGCCGGUGACCUGACCGGCGACCCCAUCGGGUACGUCACCGGCGUGCUGGCGGUGCUGGUGCACGCCGCCUAUUUGGUGCUCAUUCAGAAGGCGAGCGCAGACACGGAGCACGGGCCGCUCACCGCGCAAUACGUCAUCGCCGUGUCCGCCACCCCGCUGCUGGUCGUCUUAUCCUUCGCCAGCACCGACUCGAUCCACGCCUGGACCUUCCCCGGCUGGAAGGACCCGGCCAUGGUGACCAUCUUCGUGGCGUGCAUCCUGAUCGGCUGUGCCAUGAACUUCACCACGCUGCACUGCACCUACAUCAACUCGGCGGUGACCACCAGCUUUGUGGGGGUGGUGAAGAGCAUCGCUACCAUCACUGUGGGUAUGGUGGCCUUCAGCGAUGUGGAGCCCACCUCUCUAUUCAUUGCUGGCGUCGUGGUGAACACCCUGGGCUCCAUCAUUUACUGUGCGGCCAAAUUUUUGGAAACUAGAAAGCAGAGCAACUACGAGGACCUGGAAACGCAGCCGGGGGGAGAGGAGGAGCAGCCAAGUGGAGAUCAGCUGCCGUUUGUCAUGGAGGAGCUGCCCGCAGAGGGUGGAAAUGGCGGGUCAGAAGGUGGGAAGGCAGCAGGUGGCUCCACUCAACCGGGUGGGCAAGAGGCUAGGGGCAGCCCCAGAGGGGUCUCGCUGAUGGCUAGGAGCUCGCAGAUCUCAGACAGCCCUGAAGAAGUGGGCAGGAGUUCAUUAAAGGAUGCUUACCUCGAAGUGUGGAGGUUAGUUAGGGGAGCCAAGUAUGUAAAGAAGGAUUAUUUGAUAGAAAAUGAGGAGUUACCCAGUCCUUGA
This is a messenger RNA of Budorcas taxicolor (takin), 1272 nucleotides long. It is a transcript of the gene SLC35D3, whose product is annotated as solute carrier family 35 member D3. The record is from RefSeq and is a predicted model, not a curated record. The transcript has 2 exons. Bases 1 to 1272 code for a protein of 423 amino acids. Lineage: Eukaryota; Metazoa; Chordata; Mammalia; Artiodactyla; Bovidae. Gene Ontology annotation, molecular function: antiporter activity. Gene Ontology annotation, cellular component: Golgi apparatus.